Phycomyces blakesleeanus NRRL 1555(-) is the source of this 1656-nucleotide messenger RNA. RefSeq lists its product as hypothetical. The transcript is spliced from 8 exons. Bases 6 to 1532 code for a protein of 508 amino acids. The record is from RefSeq and is a predicted model, not a curated record. Lineage: Eukaryota; Fungi; Mucoromycota; Mucoromycetes; Mucorales; Phycomycetaceae.
UUCUGAUGAGUAAUGCUUCUAAAAAAACGGCUGCCGUCUUGGGCGCAGGUUUCAGUGGCAUGUGUGCCGCGAUUCAGUUGAAAAAACGGUUUGGAAUAGUUGCAGACCUUUUUGACAGAAACGAUGAUAUUGGAGGGACAUGGCUUACAAAUAAAUAUCCUGGAUGUGCCUGCGAUAUACCUAGCCAUCUAUACUCCUUGAGUUUUGAGCCAAACCCAUUGUGGUCAAAGCAGUACAGCGGACAAGAAGAAAUUCUCCAAUACAUGCAAAAUGUUGCACAAAAGUAUGAUUUAUAUGCCCAAACAAAAUUCCAGACCGAGGUUAUUUGCACUACCUGGCUUGAAGAUAUUCAGAAGUGGAAGGUCGAUUGGCGAAAAACUACAGACCAUUCUCAACUAUUCACAGGACUCUAUGAUUUCUUGUUUAUUGGAAUUGGACCACUUAAUAUUCCAUUCACACCCGAGGAGCUCAAAGGGUUUGAAGGAACAGUUGUGCACACUGCUGUGUGGGAUAAUAGUGUUGAUUUUACUGGAAAGCGUGUAGCAGUGGUUGGCAGUGGCUCAAGGCAAGAAUUUAUUUUAUAUAUAUUUGUACAAUUAAAAUCGAAGGAUGACCUAUACUUAUUUUUAUUGCUUUUUUAUCAGCGUACACCUGCAUGGAUCAUGCAACGUAGCCAGUUUGAUACGCCCGAUUUUAUCAAGUCACUUUUUGUAUACCUGCCUUUUGUGCUUUAUAUAUACCGCUGUUACGUCUUCUUCAAGUUCUUGUAUCUUUUCCUGGCUUUGCAUUCCACUAUAAUCGGAAAACUCGCUCGUUCUUAUUUGGAAGGUUCUAUGAAAAAAGAGCUUGAGCGUGCUGGAAAACCAGAGCUUGCUCCUCUUUUAAUUCCUCCCUUUGCCCCAGGGUGUAAGCGUAUCGGUGUUUCCUCAACCUACUUAAGUUCAUUGGCACGUGAUAACGUAACCCUUAUACCAUGCGCAGUCAAGAGUGUUCAUGGACGUACGAUCGUGGAUGUAAAUGGCGAUGAAAACGAAGUAGAUAUUUUGGUUUUAGCGACUGGGUAUAAUGUCAAGGGUUUUACUGGAAACCUAAAAGUUUACGGAAGAAAUGGAAUUGGGUUGCUCGAUGAGUGGUCAAAAGAGUUUCCAAAGACAUACAAAACAGUGAAUGUACAUGGAUUCCCAAACAUGUUUUUUAUGAUAGGUCCUUCCUCAGGAAUUGGUCAUAGUACUGUGGUAUCUGUUAUGGAGUGUCAAGUGGAUUUGGCAAUGCAGUGUAUCAAGCGUAUUAUUGAUAAAAAUCUUUCUGCUGUCGAACCCUCCGCUGCUGCUCAAGAUGCCUUUGUAGCCAAAUUAAUCAAAGAUCUAAAGCCAACUGUCUGGAACACAGAUUGUGUCUCUUGGUAUAAAAAUGAUGGCGGACAGGUAACCGGAGUGUGGUCUGGAAGUAUUAUUAGCUUUUGGUGGGAGCUUCGAAAGUCAGAGCCUUAUAACUACAUAGAGUAUGCGCUUAAUAAUCAUAAAGUCCAAUAAUUCACUUAAUAGUAUUACUAUUAAUAUACAUACACUCCAACUAUUUGUCAGUGUUGUAGGUUUAUGGUAACGCAUUAAAGUAUCACCAAUUAUACCAAUAAACUCAUGUGUCUUUUAAUUUUUU